AUGGCAUUAUCCAGGGGUAACCAGAGGAUAUUUCCUGCUCUUGGGGCAGGAAAACUUGAUGAUGAUGAAAAUCAGCUAAUACAGGCACCAGAAGUAGAGGAGGACUUUGACGUCCUAAAUGAGGAAACAUUUGGUGAUCUGGGAGAUGCUGAGUAUGAUUGGGAAGAUGAGCACUCCCGCAUGGCUGAAGAGCUGGAGGGCAGUUGUCUGGACACACCUCUUGAGAAAAAUAAAACCAAGGACUCUGGAUUUGUCACUAUGGAGCGAGGGUACUCAACCGUCACACAGGAUGAUGAAUUGGAGCAGUCUAUCAGUCGUCUGAUGGUUGAUGACGGAGAUGGUUCAGCUUUCGAUGUCAAUGGACAGCCUAUACCAGGGGCUCUUCGUACGUCUCAUUUGGAUGAGCUAUUUGGACCAAAUUCACCUCCCGCCUUUUUGGAUUUGGAAAGCCUGACAUCCCCAAACAAAAACAUCUGGGGGUCCCCAUCUGGGGAUGGCACGUUUCAGAAGCCAGUGAAUAACACAUUGCAAAUCCUCUUUGCCUCGGCUAAGCAAGCAGCCUUCAGGGAUUUUCCAGGGGCCUUUCAAGAUACUGCAUCCAAAUCAGUUCAACCACCACACAUGCCUUUGCCUUCUGAAGUACCUACCUUAGCAGAAAUUGAGCACAACAUGAUGGCCCGAGAGAACCAGAAGCCUCGGGAACCUCCGCUACCUCAAGAGCCCAAGCCUUACUUCUCUGGGCCAGCACAUAUUCCACCAGUUGGUACUGCUGUUGCUUUCAGGAAACAGCCUAGUCAAGGUCCUCUAGCCACAAGAGUUCCAAUUGCGGAAAGUUCACCUAUUAACAUCAUUAGACCACAUACGAGACCUCUGCACAGUUAUCCAGGCCAGGAGUCACCUGUAAAAACGGGCAGCUCUCCAUCUCCUUCUCCAUCACCAUCCAAAUAUCCUGCUGGGAUGCCUCCUCCUGGUUUAGUGGCUCAAUCCCCUCGACUGAUAACUCCUUUUGGGCCAGCUGCCAUGUACAUGGCAAAUUCUAUUUUUGGAAAUGCAAUGACACGACCUCCACCAGCAGGACAAAUGCAUGUGCUUCCUGCAAAUGUGAGCAGUCCUUUUGGCAGUCCUACUGUUGUCAUGGCGUCUAGGCAACAGCCCCAUCACACAUAUGUCCAGCAGCCUCAUCCUGGUUAUUUUGGGGAUCGCAGUCAGCAGCAGUUUGAACUGAGGGGCAACAGAGGUCAGGGAAACCACAGUUCUGGGGACUAUCAUCAUGAUUAUGAAAACCAGAGAGUUCAUCAGCAACUGGGUCAUUCUCACAGACAAUUUCAGGAGUCAAAUCUAUAUGACUCUGAUCUUGAGUCCGAGGAUGAAUAUGCUGGCCUAAUGACUAAAAAGGAAAAGGAAUGGAUUAUAAAAAUACAGCUCAUUCAACUUCAGACUGACAAUCCGUAUUUGGAUGACUACUACUAUACUUGUUACACCAUGAAGAAGAAGACAGCUGAACGGGACAAACAAAGGGGCAUGUAUUCAGACAGGAUGACCAAUGAACCAGAGCUGCUGUUACCCAACAUGGUCAGAUUGGAACCCCGAAUUUACACACCUGCUCAGUUUGAGGGCUCCUUAGGACGGCUGACAGCAGCUAGUGUCCAUAACCCGCGGCAGAUCAUUGACGUCUGUCGCAAUAUGUCUCCAACCAAUGAGGAUCUAACACAGAAAAAUGUCAGCAAGGAGCUCCGGAGAUACCGACAGCUGCUUAUGGAUAUUGAAAAGGGCUUUAAUGUGAUCCUCGAUGUAGACGACAUUGAGAAAAAGGUGUUAGCACUUCCUGAUGAAAACAGAUUGCCACUGUUUGAAGAGAGACUGGAAAAAAUUCAAACGGUUUAUGACUACUUUAUGCAAGACGACAGUCUCCGAAAUUUCCUGCCAACUCUUCGGGUCCGCAAGGGCAGAAAGCUGCUGGCAAGGCUUAUGCCUCUUUUGGACAAGGUGCAGUGGUUGUCAAUCGUGACCGUGCUGUUUUCACACUUGCCAAAACUAAUUAAGAAAGAUCAAGAUGAAGAGGGCUUGCAGGUGCUAAUGGCUCCUCUUUCAAGAUAUUUGGCACAGUGUGACUUAGAAUGCCUUGUUCACUUUGCUACCAUUUUGCAAAAACAUCCUAAGCAAAAUGAGGAAGGACUGUCCCUGUUGCUUCAUACUUCUUUUGGUAUCUCCCUGCUGUGCUGUCUGAUCAAAUGUGGUGAGGACUACUUCAAAAAUACUUCACCUGUUGACAUUGAUAACCAGCUGAAGACACAAUGGACUCAAUUUAUUGAAGAAUUUAUCGAAAGCCUGGAGAUGGUACCCAAAGAAGAACUGGCCUGGCCUGAUACAUGUCAGCCUCAAGUUAGUGAUCAUGUGGACAGGUUCAUCAACAACAAGCUGAUUGGCUCUGUAGAAGACAAACUGGCACAUUUUUCCAAGCCGAAGCCGCCACAACAGCAAGGACAGGUGGACAGUUCGGUGACAUCUUCACCCAUUUCUUGA
Messenger RNA from Candidula unifasciata, 2523 nucleotides. The record is from the annotation of a GenBank genome assembly. Lineage: Eukaryota; Metazoa; Mollusca; Gastropoda; Stylommatophora; Geomitridae.